CAACAAAAACAACCAUUUCAGAAAUCGAGCAACCACCAGCAACACAACCCAAGACGACGAGCUUAUCGCAGCGUACGAAUAAGAGAAAUCGUAGUAGUACUCGACAAGCAUCCAAAGGAAUACUAUUACCGGCACCACACCACAACGCACCACAACGCAAGCAAUGUCCCUGCAGCCGCAACCCUCGCGGUCCGCGGCCCACUCGCUGAAGCGAUCGAGGCUCCUGUACGCGGUGGACAAGACGUCGGCCUUUCUCCCGGGGGCGGACCCGACGAUCCUGCAGAGGAGCAUCGACCGGCGCAAGCGGAGGGUCCCCCUCGGGGCAGCGGUGCCCCCUUCGCCGGGGGCGGCCUCCCUGCUGGCGAUCGAGCCGGGAAGGGAAACAAAGACGAAUACGAAAACGACGACGAUGAUGGCCCCCCUGAACAAGAGCGCCCUGGCCCUUCGAAGCGACGAGCCCGGAAACGCUAAUGCGAAAUCGAACACGAGGCACCAAGAACAAAAGAAGGAACCCCCCGGUGGCGGAAUCCUGGUGGUAGGUCCAAGCUGCGGAUCGUGGUGUGGCGUUGUGUUGCGUUCCAUUCCGUUGCAUUCAUUUGUGUUGUGGGGCUGGAGGAUGCCUUCCCCGGAACAGACGGGAGGUUUUCUUAUUUCUUUGGUUUGGUUUGCUUUGGUUAGUUUGGUUUGUUGUUUCCUUCGCCCGGUCCCCCUCACGCUCCUUGUUUCCGCUUCUUCCCACAGAAAUCGAACAAAUCGUCGAACCGCCUCAAGAUACCCACGCCUACGUGGCAUGCGCCCUGGAAGCUGUCGACGGUGCUUUCGUCCCACUUGGUACGUGCGGUCGUAUGCUAUGCUAUGAUGUGAUGCGGUGUGGUAUAUUGUGAUGUGAUAUGGUGUGCGAUGAUAGGAUCGCAUUCGCACGUACAAAGUUGUUGGACGGAGCGAGAGUUGGAGCUCUGGAAUGAUGUUCGAUUCGUCUGUCUGUGGGUUGUUCUUUCGUUUUGUUGUCUUCCGUUGAAAGCCGUGUCAAGGUCUGCCGUCUCACUUCGAUGCUUUGCCAUUUCUUUCGUUUCUUUUCGCGUGUCUUUCAAUCGCCUGUUGUACUCCUUAUGGAAUUCGAUGAAACGAUCCUUUCGGUAAUUUUAUUCCUUGUCCUCUUGUCUCGGUUUCCAUUUGACUCGACUCGAUUCGAUUCGAUUCGAUUCGAUUCGACGAUCUACCGAACAAACGAAACAACGAAACAACCCGCCCAACAACUUGCUCGUUAGGGAUGGGUCCGGAGCAUCGCCAUGGAUCCGACGAACGACAUGUUCGCUACCGGUUCCGCCGAUCGCACGAUCAAGCUCUGGGACCUGGCCAAGGCCUCCGUCGGGGCCUCCGACGCGCUCAAGCUCACGCUGACGGGGCACAUCUCCCCCGUCCGCGGCCUGGCCUUCUCGGACCGCCACCCCUACCUCUUCUCGGCCGGGGAGGACAAGAUGGUCAAGUGCUGGGACCUCGAAACGAACCAGGUGAUCCGCCACUACCACGGGCACCUGAGCGGCGUCUUCUCCCUCAAGCUCCACCCCACGCUAGACGUCCUGGUCACGGGGGGCCGGGACGCCGUGGCGAGGGUCUGGGACAUCCGGACCAAGACCCAGGUCCACGUCCUGGCGGGCCACGACAACACCGUGGCAUCCAUCCUGGCGCGCUCCACGGAUCCGCAGGUCGUGACCGGGAGCAUGGACUCGACCAUCAAGCUCUGGGACCUGGCGGCCGGCAAGUGCAUGACGACCCUCACGCACCACCAAAAGAGCGUCCGGGCCAUGGUGGAGCCCUCCUUCGAGAACACCUUUGUCUCGGGGGCCGCCGACUCCCUCAAGUACUGGCAGGCCAAGGACGGGAGGUUCCUAAAGUCCUACACCGGCCACAACGCCGUCGUCAACGCCCUCGCCGUCAACGACGACGGGGUCCUGGUCAGCGGGGGGGACGACGGGAGCCUGCGGUUCUGGGACUACAAGACCGGCUACAACUUCCAGUCGGGGACCUCGAUCGUACAGCCCGGCUCCCUGGACGCCGAGAACGCCAUCUUCUGCACCGAGUUCGACGGGACGGGCACGAGGCUCAUCACGGGGGAGGCCGACAAGACCAUCAAGAUCUGGAAGGCGGACGAAAGUGCCUCCGAGAUGACCGAUCCCAUCGACAUGGUGGGGUGGAGAAAAAAGUGCAUCAGGGAGUCGAAGCAACGAUACUAGCCGGGCCAGGGCGGGGCGGGGCAUGGCGUAUGCUU
Molecule: messenger RNA, 2269 nt
Organism: Pseudo-nitzschia multistriata
Lineage: Eukaryota; Bacillariophyta; Bacillariophyceae; Bacillariales; Bacillariaceae
Source: the annotation of a GenBank genome assembly